Molecule: messenger RNA, 2940 nt
Organism: Malassezia vespertilionis
Lineage: Eukaryota; Fungi; Basidiomycota; Malasseziomycetes; Malasseziales; Malasseziaceae
Gene: RIC1
Product: WD40 repeat protein
Exons: 1
Coding region: 1-2940 (979 amino acids)
Biological process (GO): retrograde transport, endosome to Golgi; intracellular protein transport
Cellular component (GO): Golgi membrane; Ric1-Rgp1 guanyl-nucleotide exchange factor complex; cytosol
Molecular function (GO): protein binding
Source: RefSeq, a predicted model, not a curated record
AUGUACUGGCCGUAUGCCAAUGCGCGACGGCUCACCACGGCGCCGGCGGGCAUAGCGCUUGCACACAGCGCCAUCCACAUAGCACCAACACGCGAUGGUGCAUACUGGCUGGCGCUGACUCCCACUGCGCUCCUUGUGUGGUCCGGCCGGCCGUGCGAGCUGCUCGCAGCCCUCGAGCGCAGCGCACAGAGCAUUGCGCAGCACGGGGAAAACGUCUGGGCGGACUGGAACUAUGAUACGAACGCUAUUGUGGUGCAUACUGAUAAAAAUGUGCUGCUUUUUUACGACGUCGUCGCUACAGAGCAGGGCGUGUACAUGUACGGCGAUAGCAGCUAUACGCCCGCAACAGCCUCACUUGAGGCCGCGUUUCAGUACGGUACAGGCGAGUCUAUGCGGCGUGCACUGCAGGGUGUGCAGCUUGUUUUUCACAGCGCCCUGCAAGUCGAUCCCGGAAUUACAAGCGUCGCCGUGCUCGAGGAUGGGCUGCUGCUUGCGACGCGCGCGCCGCCCGCGGUCCAGUUCCUUGGGUGGCCAGGGAGCGAGCUUGCACCAAGCCCAACAACGCUCCUCUCUUCCUUGCCGUGGGUUGCGGAGGGCGCCGUGACAGAUGUGGUGUAUUCGCGCGCGAUGGGCAUGUUUGUAUGGCGUACGCCCACACAUGCCUAUGUAGCAGCAAUGGACGAGCAUGUGUGGUCUGGCACGCAGUUCUGGGACGAUGCUAGUGCGCCUCCGUGUGCGCUCUCGGUCAAUGCACGUUUCAGCCUCCUCGCGCUCGGCCUCGAGGACGGGCGCGUGGUGUUGUUCGAGUUCCAGAGCAUUGCUGAAAAGCCCGCGCAUUCCCAUACGCUUGCGCUUGCACAAAAAACGGGCAAAGUACUGAGCCUUGCGUGGACGCCAGAUGGGUACGCGCUUUUUGUGGGCUUCGAGCGCGGCCUGUCUGUUUGGAGCACGUUUGGCCACCUUCUUUACCACAGCUUCCGCGAGGAUUGGGACACUGCGACACGCACCUUUCGCGACGCAUUUAUGUUUGGCGUGCGCUCUGCAUUUUGGGGCCCGGGAGGCACGGAGCUGUUUGUGGUGUCGACGUCUGCAGAGAGCGAUGCGCUCGUCUACUGCAUUCCGUUUGUGAAAUCCGCCAGUGCGACGCAAAUGGUGCCUGACCAGGCGAGUGUUGCACUCGCCUUGAGCGACGACAGUGUAUUUAUCUACCGCGGGAGCGAGCAGCGCGAGAGCAGCUUGAUCGCGCCCGAGAACGAUGCGUGGCGGCAUGUGCCGCUCCCUGCUGCGUACCUCACCGUGCACUGGCCGAUUCGCUACGCGACGCUUUCGAGCGACGGCCGUUUCGUCGCGAUUGCUGGGCGCCAGGGCCUCGCGCAUUUCAGUUGUGCGUCGGGGCGCUGGAAGCUGUACGAAAGUGCCGCGCAAGAGCAGAGCUUUUUUGUGCGCGGCGGCAUGCUCUGGUUCCAGCAUGUGCUCAUCGCUGCAUGCGACUGCGACGGCGAAGUCCAGCUGCGGCUCUACUCACGCGACCAGCCGCUUUCGAAUGCACACCUGCUUGAUCUCGUCGUGCUUCCCGCAAGUGUCGUGGUCUGUGCGUCGUUUGAUACCAGUUUGCUCGUGUACACGACGGACAAUACUCUGUACCACUACCUGGUCACGCCUACCAAAGAACACAUUCGCCUCAAGCUCGCAGGAAGCAUCUCCUUCGACGGGAUUGUCGGCGAACCUGCGCGUGUGCGCGCCAUGAGCUGGAUGAUCCCACCGACGCAGCAGACCCUCGGCAAUCCAGCCGACGACUUGCGCGUCGCGAGCAUCAUUUUUCUUAUCGACGGCAAGCUCGUGCUCUUGCAGCCGUCGCUUGCAGACGAGGAAAGUCUCAGCUACGACCUGCAAAUUCUGCACCACCAAACCGAGAUCUACUGGACGAAUCUGCAAGGACGCGGGCCACUGCACAACUCGCUGUGGGGCUACGACGGGCACAGUCUGGCCGUUUGGCCGGACGUGCUCACCAUGCUGCAGUCGGGGCAAUUUGCCUCGAGCGCCGCGCUGUCGCUGCACAUGUAUCCUGUAUGUAUCCUCCUUGCCUACGGCGUCGUGCUCGGCGCCGAAGCGUGCGCCAGCGUGCGCCGCACGCUGGAUACUGUCACGUUUCGCCAGCGUAUCCAAACAGCCCUCUUUCUCGACCAGCUCCUGCGUGUAUACCUCGACGAACGCAGCGUUGAAGAAGCUGUGGAGAUUGCCGCGCCGUUUCGCCACCUCGGCUACUUUGCGCAUGCACUCGAGCGCCUCUUGCACGCGGCGCUCGAAGAGGAGGCUGACCGUGCAGAGCCCAAUCCACACGCUUUGCAAAACAUUGUCCAUUUCCUCGACCACUAUCCCCAGUCGCUCGCUGUGAUUGUGCGCGCCGCGCGAAAAACCGAGGCUGCGCGCUGGCCGUACCUGUUCCGCGUGGUGGGGCGCCCACAGACGCUGCUGCGCCACGCACUCGAAGCUGGAGACUGGGACACUGCUCGGAUAUACCUGCUGAUCGUGCAUGAGCUGGAGGACGAGGAAACAGCGGUGCAGCUCAACGCCGCCGUCCUGCAUCAGCUCGAGUCGCACAGGGCGUGGGACGCGCUCAAAGAGCUGCUUAGCUUUUUGCGCUCUGUCGACGACGACGGAAGCAUGCUGCACGUCUCGCUGCAGGCCGCGAGCCCUUUCUUGGAGCUGGGCUCGCCGCUCUUGGGCGGCGCGGCGUGCGCGUCGUUGCGCACGCCGCCGCGCACGCCUUCUCAAACACGCUCAACGCCGCCACUGCCCCUUAUGCACUCUGUACAUACUUUGCAUCAAGCAGCGCGGCGGGCGUCCAUGACACUCUCGCCAUCGGCCAUGCCCAUGGUCCAUGCCAAUGGCCGGAUCGUCAUGGGCACGCCCGGGCACAGUGCCUCGCCGCGUCCGUAG